UUUGAUAGUGAGAGGAACAGAGGGCUCAUUACUGGAGAAGGACAGAAAGCAGGAGAGUUAAUUCUCUACACUGAAGGACAAGUGGAGACAUGGAAUAACUGACAGACAGUUUUAAACCAAAAUAGACACAAAAGGGUAGUUUUUGCUCAUUGUGUUUGGCUUUACUGGCAAAAGAAGGAGAAGUUAAUUCAAGCACUCUGGUCAUCAUCAUGCUUGCUGAGGCGUUCCUCCAUGUGCUGCACUGCACUGAGGGAAACCAUGAACACAUAGCCCUCUCCAAGCAGCACACACACUCACGCACCGUUCCUCCACUGGAAACUGCAAUGACUCACCUGAGCUCCAGACCGUCCCGGACACCUCGGCCUCUGCGAGCCAAUUGGCCUGAAGGCCCUGAGAAGUCUGGGGUUCGCCCGACUUCACUGCCCAGUAUGGCUCUCCCAAUCCCCAGCAGCAGUGAUGAGGAUGUCUGUGGCCUGGAGCGCUACAGCUCCUUGUACUGCCCGAGCUUCUACAAAGCUUACCCAGACCUGCAGCUAGCAGGAGGCACUGUGGUUCCCCUGAACCCAACUCCACAAUCCCACAGUCCUCUGCUGAACUCUGAAGAUCUCGGCUUCCUGGAAGCCUCGAUGGAGCCCAGGGAGCUGGCAGAGGACCACAGCGAGACAGAUGAGGGCUAUCUGGUCAUAGAGAGCAUGAGAAGCCUUGGGAAAGAGCAGAGACUCACCAACUCCAUGCUGAACGGCUUUCUGGAGACGCAGCUGAUGGAGGUCUAUCGGCAGCACAUGCAGGACAACCUGGCACGGUGUAGCUCAUCCUCGCUUAACGCUAGUGUGGUGCCAGGAAUCUGUGGUAAUCUGAGCACGACUGACAGGAACAUGACCGUGCAGGGGAACGAGCUGCACUCCAGCCAAAACCAGAACAGCAUCAGAUACUUAUGUACCUGUUCGGCCCCGCCUACUUCACACUUUAGCACACCUGUCCUGCGCAUUUCAUGCCAACAAGAGCCUGAAUCCUGAACACACACACACACACAGAGGUCAAUAUCAAUGGAAACUUGUCUUUUAUAAUUUUUUUUUAAAAUCAAAAUAGACUGUUAUUGUUAGGCUUUGAUUGUAUGUCACUCUGGAAAUUAAUAAUCACACUCAUACUUUUGUUAAAUGUCGAAUUAAAAUUUAAAAAGGCUCAAUAUCAGUGUAAAGUAAAAUGCAACAAGUGCAAAUAAACACUUUCAUUUUCAUUUCCUUCAUUUUCCAAAGCAAUUACUUCCUUAUUU
Messenger RNA from Neoarius graeffei (lesser salmon catfish), 1273 nucleotides. RefSeq lists its product as uncharacterized. Gene Ontology annotation, biological process: regulation of toll-like receptor signaling pathway. NCBI's taxonomy places the organism in Eukaryota, Metazoa, Chordata, Actinopteri, Siluriformes, Ariidae. The coding region runs from base 210 to 1016 and encodes 268 amino acids. The transcript has 3 exons. The record is from RefSeq and is a predicted model, not a curated record.